AUGUCAGAUUCAAGCAGGCAGCCUAUUAGCUAUUCAGAUGUUGCGCCGGAAGAAAUCCCAGAAACUGCGCUUCCUGAUCCCAAUUUCGUGGCUGAAUUGAGAGACAGUAAACCUUCUCAUAAGCAAAAGAGAAAGUCAAAGAAGCAGCGAAAUGACAAGAAGAAGAUCGAUCAAAUGAGUCAGUACUUCGACGAGAUCGACGCUGGCGUUGCUGCUGACGGGCACGAUGACGAGGAGGACAGCGAGGAGUUUGCUGAAGCUGCUUUCAUUGACGGCGAUCUCAGCGUCUGGGAUGAUUCAAUGCUCCUCGAAGCUUGGGAUGCCGCUAAUGAGGAGUACAGACUGCUUCAUGGAGACCAGUCGUGGAAGACUGACCCUAAUCACCAAUUGGAGACGCCCUCAAUGAUCUGGUAUGAUAGCAGUACCGAUUUAGGCAAAAUUGCUGCCAAACAGUCUGCCGAAAAGGUUGCCGCAACAACAAACAAGCAAAGCAAGCGUAAGAGGGACAGCAGCGAGGAAAUGGAGGAAUCAGAAGCAAGCGCAGAUAUUGGUGUGGAAGCAGAGAGACCAAGCAAAACAAGCAGGAUGAACUUAACAAACACGGCAGCACCUUCACAAGUCAACAAUACCGUCAACACAGGUGAUCCUGGAAAGGAUUACAUACUACAUCAGUUAUCUCAAGCAUGGUAUGCUGCUGGUUAUUGGACAGGCAUAUUGCAUGAAAAGUACGGCGAGGCAGGCCAGUAA
This is a messenger RNA of Wallemia ichthyophaga EXF-994, 747 nucleotides long. RefSeq lists its product as uncharacterized. Lineage: Eukaryota; Fungi; Basidiomycota; Wallemiomycetes; Wallemiales; Wallemiaceae. The coding region runs from base 1 to 747 and encodes 248 amino acids. The transcript has a single exon. The record is from RefSeq and is a predicted model, not a curated record.